Vigna angularis (adzuki bean) is the source of this 1652-nucleotide messenger RNA. Its product is annotated as protein EFFECTOR OF TRANSCRIPTION 2. The transcript has 3 exons. Bases 86 to 1408 code for a protein of 440 amino acids. Gene Ontology annotation, biological process: regulation of DNA-templated transcription. Lineage: Eukaryota; Viridiplantae; Streptophyta; Magnoliopsida; Fabales; Fabaceae. Gene Ontology annotation, molecular function: DNA binding. The record is from RefSeq and is a predicted model, not a curated record.
AAGCUUUAAAUGGAAGAAGCAAAAAAGCAGCUUCAUCAACGGCCAUAACUCAUCCAUCCACGGCGUUUGACGGCGCUAUUUGGUGAUGAUGGCGUUGGUCAACUCAAGAUUGAAGAGGGAACAAUGCAACCGCACAAAACACGAUUCCAGCUUCUCCCAUUGGAAGAUACUGAUUGGCCCUUCUGAUUGGGAAGAUCAUUCCAAAGGAAAGGAAGGUUGUGUAAGAUACAGGAUUCAUAACCUCCCUCAGGAAUCGAAUCCAGGGGUGUAUGAGCUUGGAAUUGCUGUGUCCAAUGGUGGUUUGGGGCGUGAAAUUUCAAAGCUUACCCCUCAUUCUCACCGCAUAGUGGUGGUUUACCUUGGAGAAGCUGACAAUGUGAGAACAAGACUCCAGUGUUAUGGCAGAACAGGUGAUCAUCUGCAGAGUGGCUGUUCGAAUGGUUCUUCUUCCCAAAAGGGGCGCCCCUUGUUUGAGGAAGUGUUUUCACAAGGAUUAUCAAUCAUUUAUAGAUGGGCUCCUAUGCAAAACAAGGAAGAUGCUCUGCGAACAGAAGCUCAGCUGCUCAGUACAUUUGAUUAUGCGUGGAACACAAGGAGUAAUGGUAUCCGGAGGCCUGAAGAAAUUCUUCAAAAGCUUCAAAAAAUUGCUUCAGGCACUAGAACACUUUCAGAUGUGACCAAAGUGCUACUACCAUUCACUCAGAAGCAAGUGGGCAUCCGAAUUAAACCAAGCAAGCUACCUCAGGAAGAUGACAAGUUAGAUGAAGCAGACAAUGGCAGCUAUAAUUUCCUAUCUCGAGUAUUCAGUUUUAACAGAUCACGUCCUAGGAUAGUUCAAAGUACCACUGGUGUCGUUCAGGAGCAGGAGAAUGCUAAAAUUUGUGGAGUGGCAUUGGGUGAUGGUUUGUUUUGUAGAAGGCCACCAGCUGAGAAAAGAUUGAGGUGUCCCGAACACAAAGGAAUGAGAGCUAAUGUUUCCAUUGCCGAAGCAACCAGGGUACCCAAGUCAGAGAGCAAUGUUUCACAAAAAGUGGUUGGGAGUCUUGGUGAUGAAAGUCUGACAGACACAAAUAUAUGUGGAAUCAUCUUAAAUGAUGGCUCCACCUGUAGAAGAAAACCAGUUGAAGGAAGGAAAAGGUGUCAUGAGCAUAAAGGUAGGAGAAUUGUUGCAUCUGUUCAAAAAAGAGGCAACGGAUAUAGAUACCAAAAUGUCAGCCAUGUUGUAGAAGAUUCUCUGCAAACACUGGUAGGGAAUCCUGUUGAUGAGAGUAUCUUGAACACAAAUAUAUGUGGAAUCAUCUUAGAUGAUGGCUCUGCCUGUACAAGACAACCAGUUAAAGGAAGAAAAAGAUGCCAUGAGCACAAAGGAAGAAGAAUUCAUGCAUCCUUUCAUGUAAAUAAGAAAUAACUAGCACUGCCUGUACAAGUUCCAUGCUUAAACUCCAAAAUGAGUUAGUUGAAGUUUAGACAGAGAAUAUUGCUGCACAGCUGAAUGUAUUCAAAAGGCAAACCAUCAAUUGUAGGUAAUAAAAAAAUUCUUGCAGCAGAAACUGCAUUGAUCAGAUGCUGGAAGGGUGAAAUAUGUUUGUAUUAGGAAAUUUCACUUACAAUUCUCUGAAGGCAAGGAAGUAUGUAAUAGUAGUUGUUUCCCA